This is a messenger RNA of Pseudophryne corroboree (corroboree frog), 4668 nucleotides long. RefSeq names its product nuclear envelope pore membrane protein POM 121-like. The transcript is spliced from 16 exons. The record is from RefSeq and is a predicted model, not a curated record. NCBI's taxonomy places the organism in Eukaryota, Metazoa, Chordata, Amphibia, Anura, Myobatrachidae. Bases 137 to 3652 code for a protein of 1171 amino acids.
AAGCCAGCCCGGUAGUGCCGUUUUGAAAUGGGGAUGGGGGCGGGGCGUUGCCUGGUUACCCGGGAUGUGACGGACGGAGCCCCGCACGCGAGUUGGCCGGGGGUUAUUUAACGCCUAGCUGGGCGCACAGCCUAUCAUGCCACCGUCGGGCGGGAAGGCAGGGGGUAUCGUCUGGUGUCGGCUCCGGCGGUCGCUACGGGAGGUUCUGGGUCGCGGGUUCCCGCAGGGCGUCCUGCUCCUUCCUCUGCUCGCAGCUGCCGCCUACCUGUUCCCGCUUCUCAGCGCCCUCACUCUGUGCGUUGCUGCCGGCUGCUGUGUCUACUACAGCUCGGAGAGAGCGGCCUGGCGGCUCCCGGAGUGGAGAGAGCUCUGUGGCUGGGCCGCGGGGAGACGGCUGAGGCCUGUCCCGCAGAAGAGGCAGCGGGAGCCGGUGCAGCAGGGGAGUCGCGCUUCCCGAGGGUUACUAAUGGGCAGUUACCUGGGUACACUGGAGCCCCCAGCCAGGGGACGCGGGACUCGGGAUCUCCCGGAGAGGAUGAGAGCACUCAACCCGGCCUUGCAUGCCCCGGCCUUGCCCCACGCUAUCAGGGAGAAGCCUGUGUUUUCUAACCGAACGUUCGUGUGUCCACGAAGACGUUACCCAACCCACCAGCCCAAAUAUUAUAUGUCCGGAAUUCUUCCUACAGUGUAUUCAGAUGACUAUCCGCGAAAACCUGUGCUGUUGCGUAGAAAUUCUAUGGUUCACAGUUCUGUGAUAAUUCCACAUCCAGGCCCGAGUAUUUAUCGGUCACCCAUUUUGGAUAAACUGCUACCAGUAGCUCCAGAUCCUUGUGCAAAAGAAACCGUUCUUAAUGCCAUCAGAGAAAGCAGAAAGAGGAUGAACAAGGAUGAAUACAAUGAUAGUGCUGACUUGGAGAGCAAUACAAGUUUGGAUAAACUGCUACCAGUAGCCCCUGAUCCUUGCACAGAAGAAACCGUUCUUACUGCCAUCAGACAAAGCCGAAAGAGGACGAACAAUGAUGAAGAAUACAGUGAUAGUGAUGAUUUAGAGAACAAUACAAGGAUGCAGACUACCAGUGGAAGUGCAGAGUCCUCGUUUGAAUCCUCUGUAGCAAAUUAUGCUACAGAUGUCUUAAUGUCCGACAACUUGAAGCGAGGGCUCAGUGAGCAACCACUUGACGAUAAUGUGAUGAAACGCUCCCGAACCUCCUCCGACACCUCAUUUAAUAGUAUUCCAAAGCGUGGAUUUCCCAACAUGCAUUCACAUAAUGUCAUCACAAGCUCCUACAGUUCCCUCAUAUACCCCUUGCAGAAGAGCGAAAGGAGUAGUCCGAACACCCCGGCUGUUUCAAGCUCUUCCUUAUCUCGAAGCCAGACACCAGAUGUAUCAGCCAGGCCAGACACCUUGAAGAGAGGGCCGAAUGCGCAACCGCGUGACGACCAUGUGACAAAACGCUCCCGGACCUCCUCCAAAAGUUCAUUUAAUAAUAUUCAAAGGCGUGGAUUUCCCAACAUGCAUUCACAUAAUGUCAUCACAAGCUCCUACAGUUCCCUCAUAUACCCCUUGCAGAAGAGGAAAAGUAGUACUCGUAACACCCCGGCUGUUUCAAGCUCCUCCUCAUCUCGAAGCCAGACACCAGAUGUGUCUGCCAAAAAAGCCAGAGAUGAAUCGCAUGAAAUAAGUCCAUCAUCCCCAGUGGGCUUGAGCAACCGAGAACAGUCUGGACAACUAAAUGAAGCCGAUUCUUCAAAAUCCCCUGCUGUAAACUCGUCAUUCAAGAAUUGGAGUGAAGGGACUCGUAGGAGAAAAGUGUUGUUGACCUGCCCACCAGAACGUGUUGAUCGCAUCCCACCGCCUGCUCUACCACUGGGUAGAAGCAUUUCAUCAAAGGAGUAUGAUGAUGCGAAAAAAGAAUCCUUAGAGAGGUUGUACAAGGCACUGGAAGAUAAAACUGAUCCUGUCCCGGUCAGCUCUGGAUCAUCCACAAAUGCAACCUCUACAGUGCCACCCAGUCUCUUCAGUUUACCUCCCACGACAUCAGGGUCCUUUGUGUUACCGACCUCCACUGCGAAUAGUAACUCAUUAUUACAGAGUCUUGCUGAAAUGCAGAACAAGGACUCUUCACAAGUACCUACACAAAAUGUGGUUCCAGAGACUCUGCAUCUCAAUGUGGUCCCAACACUUACUGCACAUUCUCUCAAUGAGCCCUGUAAAACAAAUUCCAUGCAGCCACCUUCCAAACCGGCGCCUACAGCCACCGCAACGCUUGGCAGCACAAUAUUUCAGCCAGUGACUGUUACCCAGCCCAAGUCGGAGUCCCCAAAGACUACUCUUGCUAAUACGUUGCAGAAUGAUGUGCAGUCUACUUUUAAGCAAAUAUUUCCCAGCAAUGAAGGCUCCAGCCCACCCAUUGUUUCAUCAAAUUUGUCUACAACCUCCGUUCCUGCAACAAAUAUAAACCAGUUUAAACCAAUAUCUGGUGAUCAGAAUAGCCAGCAAGGGCAGCCUGCAAAUACUUUUAAGCCUAUAUUUGGGGAUUCUACAGCCCAGCAACCGGUUUCAUCUGCUGUCCCUUUCACAUUCAAUUUGAAUUCUGCAGCCACAGCACCUACCACAUCAUUCUCUGGGUUUAGUGCUACAGUGAUGAAGACCACACACAGUACAGACAGCAGUACCAAAUUGUCCCAGACUUUACCCACCUCCAACAGCAGCACCACUAGCUUCAGUUUAUUGUUCCCAUCUGCAGCAACCUCCAAUAGUGUAACUGCUUCUGGAAAUCCAUUCAUAGGAAGCAGCACAAUUACAGAUUCCCAAUCCAAAUCUACAUACGAGUCUGGGCAAAAGCUACAAGAGACACAGAAUCUACCAGUGUUUAGCAAUGCACAAACUGUACCCACAUCAACUUCACAUCCCCAACAAUCAACAAUGGUUAGCUCUGCAGCGAACUUUCUAUGUAAACUUGGCACAGAGCCACCCCCCUACCCCGCUAAUACUGGUGCACCUACUUUCAACAGCAGCCCAGGGAGUGGUGUGCAAGCAGACAAACCUACCACAAAUCCUCUUGCUGGAUUUGGAGCAUCUGGAGGUCCAUCUGCCUUUGGUACAGGCGCUCAAUCUACUUCUUGGAGCAGCUCUUUGCCAACCGUUUGGACAAACACUCAAUCUGCGUUUGGAACAAAUACUAAUUUUAGUUUUGGGCCUACUCUUGCUGGCUCAAAUGGAACAACAUUUAGUAACCAGAACACCAACCAAACAAACAGUACCCCCUCAAACUUAUUUGGUGUUGCCAAGCCCUUCACGUUUAUGAAACCCCCCACUAAUACUGUAACAUUUGACACCAACACUGCACCUGCCGCAGACAUGAGUUCUUUGUUUCCUUCUGUGGCUCAGAAUAGAACUGAUACUCCAAUGGGCUUUGGGACCCCUGUACCAACGGAGAACAACCCCCCGUAUGUGUUGGCUACUCCAUCGUUUGGUCAGAGCCCUUCCACAGGACCCAGUGCUAUUGUAACAUCUACCCCAGCUGCCUUUGCCAGUCCUGUGUCCUCAUUUAGCCAAGCAGCUCCUGGCUUCUCUAUCGGUCUGACAUCAUCUAGACAUUCAGCCACACGGCAGCGAACAACGAGACGUCAGCACCCAAGAAAGAAAUAGUUUUUUGUUUUUUAUAAUUGUUCUUUUUCUUGGAUUUAAAUGUACAUGGAAUGAGGCCAAAAUAUGGUGACUGGGAAAACCAGACUUCUGUUUCUUGGGCUCUUUAAAAUACUCUGUACGACUGGUUGUACUUUUGGUUUUUGUUUAUUAUUGGUCAGUCUAUUUGCAGUGCCUUUCGGUUUGCCUGCCUCCUUAGUGUCUUUUAAUGUUCCUUUUGGUAACUGUGACACUCCAGCUUACUGAAGAUCCAUGAAUGAGUUCAGAGUUGGGAAGUGCCUAGAAAAUGAAGACUGCUGUAGUGUUAGGUCUCUGAAGAUCAUAAUGGAUGUUUGCCCCCCCCCCCCCAAAAAAAAAAAAAAAAUCUCUGCAUACUGUCACAAUGGACUAGAAAAUCUUUGAACAGCCUCGCUGACUUGCCGACUGGUGCACUAUCAACUUUUUGUUUUAAUUCAAACAGGUUGCCUAACAAGGUGAUAUCAGGUUUUCCACCUGAAGAUUGCUCACGGUCGAUGGCUUGCAGUAAACUGAAGAUGUACUAGAGGGCUUUUAUUUAAUCUAACAUGGUGAUGUGAUUCAGUAGUUCUGAAAGCUGUUGUAUAUUUGAUAAUCCGAAAAAUGUAGGCUGUAAAGUAUUAGGACUGGGACUGAACAGUCCUUUUAUCACCCCUUUCGUGCAGACUGUAAGUUAAUGAUCAGGUAAGGUCUUAAAUUAUGACUGGCUCUGUGUCAGGUUUUUUUCUGUGUUGUGAAACAAAAUACUUGUUAGCUACCUCUAAGGGGAAGAGUGGGAAUGACAUGUUGCAAUGAGACUGGUGUGUGUCUGGUAGAGUAUUGCUCCCCUUUUUUGAUGCUUGGGAUGUAUGAAUUUUCAUCAAGUGAAUGCACUUGCCACAUGUGUUUUUUUUUUUUUUCAGUAUUUUUUUGUUUUUAUAUAUAUUGAUUUUAAAGUUGAAGCAAAUAUAACGAAAUUAGAAUAAAUUGUACAUAGAAAAUAAAACCUUUUACCAGCAGAACAA